AGGGGAAACUGUGGAUCUGUGACCUGCCUUGUGUUUGGCUUUAGUUGUGUUCGUUUACAUUGGCUCCCCAUUAGUGUCAAAUAUCCUUAGUGAUGUGCAUUACUGUGUGAAAAGGGAGGGGUUAGAGCCAUCCAUCUUUUCUCUUCAGUUCUAGGUGGUUUUUGAGAUUUGCGCCUUUAUAUAUGUAAUACGUAAAAAUACUGUAUAUCUAUAUAGGCUUACAACUGUAAACCAGCAUAUUAAAGUGAAUGCCGCCAAGCGUAUUAGCCCUUUCCAGCUCAUCUUUCCAGGACAACAAUGUUAGUCCCUGGGCCUUUUCUUGAUUGGUUAGUUGAAGAGGAUGGGGUGGGAGAGGCCAUCUGUUGGCUGGGUCCUACAUCACUUUCUCUGCUGAACCCAAAGUAUAGACAGGACGUGAGACAGGAGAAGAGUUCAUGCACAGUAAGAAUAGAUUACGGACAUGGGAUGUUACUUUUUCCAGUUCAGACAAGUCAACUUUGAGACCCACAAGAUCAUUGGAAUCCUUAGUGAAAUAUUAAGGAAGUGUGGACGAUUAAUUUUGACAUCACAAGAAUCCUGUUUUACAAACAUUUAAAUGCAUACAAUGAAUCCUGAUUCAACAACAUGCAAGUGAUGCAACUCUGUAAGUGCACCUGUGUGGCAAAGAGAGCCAUGCUGAAGUUUCAAGGAGAUGAGUGACGGACAGACCUAAAUACUAUCCGAGUAAUGAAAUAACGCUCAAUCUAAGCUAUGUCAUCCCUGCUGUUGAUCCUGAACAGGAAGACCUGGACAACUUUAGGGAGGCUGCUUUUCCUCUUUUUAAUAAUCUCCAACCAUGAGAUAACAUGCUCAAUGCUUGAAAGUUUGAUAGCAAAGCGCACAGACUACUGGGAGGGCUGCAAUAGAACACUAACAUCAAGCGAACGGCCAAAAACUGGAGUCCACUGUAAGGGAACUUUUGACACAUUUGUGUGUUGGCCCCAUUCACCUCCCGGGAACGUGUCCGUCCCCUGUCCUCCUUACUUACCAUGGAUCAGCAUGGCUGCAGACACCUCGAGGAUGGCACACAGAGAAUGCUUGGAAAAUGGUAGUUGGCGCAAGAAGGAAGGUUCCUCAGAGCCCUGGAGGGAUGACUCCGAAUGUCAGGGGGACCAUUAUUUUAAAGACAAGGAAGAGCAAAUGCUUCGGCAGACAGCCCUCCGGGUCGUUUCUAUCAUUGGCUAUUCAUUAUCCCUGGCUUCCCUCAUGUUAGCGACGCUCCUCAUGGGCAUGUUGAGGAAGCUCCAUUGUACCAGGAACUACAUUCACAUGAAUCUGUUUGUCUCAUUCAUCCUGAGAGCUGUUGCCGUCAUUUCUAAGGAAAUCGUAUUAUACAUCAUGUAUUCCAACCUACCCAAGGAUGACCCUGGAUGGAACUCAUAUUCAAGUUCUCCGAUAGCUCUGAUGUGCAAAUUCUCAAAAGUGGCCAUGGAAUAUUUUGUGGCCUGUAACUAUUUCUGGCUUUUGGUGGAAGCUAUUUUCCUCCACACAUUGCUCUUCACCGCUGUGUUGACCAAGCGACGCCUAUUGAAGAAUUACAUGCUGUUAGGCUGGGGAAUGCCUGUCUUCUUUGUGACACCAUGGACAGUUGUUAAGAUUUUAUAUGAAAACACAGAGUGCUGGUCAAUUGUGAACAGAUGGUUCUGGUGGAUAAUAAAGGGCCCGAUCACUUUGUCAGUGUUGAUAAUUUUCUUCAUAUUCAUCAAGAUACUGCUGCUGCUGCUGUCCAAGCUUAAAGUGGAUCAGGUGAAAUUUACUGACUACAGAUACAGUUUAGCCAGGGCAACACUGGUUUUGAUUCCUCUGCUGGGAAUCCAUGAAGUGGUCUUCACUGUGCUCGUCGAUGAAUGUAUGGAGGGAAGCAGUCGCUAUGCACGGGACUUCAUUAAUCUCACCAUCAGCUCUUUUCAGGGAUUCUUGGUUGGAGUGUUGUAUUGCUUCGCUAAUGGAGAGGUACAAGCUGAGCUGAAGAAGCACUGGCAGAUUUUCUUGUUCAACCACAACUUCCAGUUCAGGAGCUGUUUUCAUGACACGGCAAUCACGCACCUGUGGAAAUGCACAAGAAGGCAUCGCGCACAGUGCAAGCAAAGAAACUCCUGUGAUGAGGGGGCGUCUUCAGCUUUCACUGUGCACCCACACCUGCUCCAGGUGGCUCUCCAAGGACAUGGUGGACUCCAUGGACAGAAAGAGGACAAAGGUCAGGGGGUAAAAGGAUGUGACGCAACAGGUCUUGAUUUUCUGACCAGGAAGAGUCUAUCCAGUAGUGACGGGGAAAUAACCCUUGGAGAGACUAUGGAGGAGAUUCUAGAGGAGAGUGAGUUUUGAAUGCCCUUAGUGUCUUUACCAGAGGGAUGCUGUUUCAAAACUCUUCUCUGAAAUGUUCGACUGGUCGAAGUUUAAAAGACUUGUUUCAUUUCUAAAGCACUCACUAGAAAUUAUAUUUGUACGUAUAAAUUGCCUCCAGAUUACCCGUGACACUAAUGGGGACAAGCUGUAGAGAAAAUGGAUAGAUGGAUAAAAUAGAUUUUAUUCUUAAUGAUGCCAAAAACUCAUAUGGAAGAUGGAGGGAAUAUAAACACUGGUUUAAAUAACUGAAAUACACUUUCCACUACAAAUAGAGGAAUGUUCAAUUAUACUCAAAAGUCUUAAAGUCUUAAAAAUAGCUGCUUUUUCUUACCCAUGACCGUUAUACAAUUCUGUCAUUUUAUUUAAAUCACAUUUUAACAUGUAAUACAUUGUACAACACUGCUUUAAUAGACCACUUAUAAAUAUCCAUAUGCCAAUAAAUAUGGAAAUGAUGCUAUGAAUACAAUGUAUUUGUUGUUCUAAAUGCGAAUAUUGAAGUGUCCGGCAGACAUUUCAGGUACUCCUUCUAUUGGUAGUUUUUAAUGUACAGUUAUAAGGUGUUGUUGCACAGUGAAAACAUAGAUUGUAUCUACAGUCCCACAAUGGUGUAUGUCAGGGAUGUCAAACUCAUUUGUGUCAUGGGCCACAUUGUAGUUAUGGUUUCUCUCAGACGGCCGUUAAGAUUUUGAAAUCAUAUAAUCAGUGCUUUCACUGUGCACCCACACCUGCUCCAGGUGGCUCUCCAAGGACAUGGUGGACUCCAUGGACAGAAAGAGGACAAAGGUCAGGGGGUAAAAGGAUGUGACGCAACAGGUCUUGAUUUUCUGACCAGGAAGAGUCUAUCCAGUAGUGACGGGGAAAUAACCCUUGGAGAGACUAUGGAGGAGAUUCUAGAGGAGAGUGAGUUUUGAAUGCCCUUAGUGUCUUUACCAGAGGGAUGCUGUUUCAAAACUCUUCUCUGAAAUGUUCGACUGGUCGAAGUUUAAAAGACUUGUUUCAUUUCUAAAGCACUCACUAGAAAUUAUAUUUGUACGUAUAAAUUGCCUCCAGAUUACCCGUGACACUAAUGGGGACAAGCUGUAGAGAAAAUGGAUAGAUGGAUAAAAUAGAUUUUAUUCUUAAUGAUGCCAAAAACUCUUAUGGAAGAUGGAGGGAAUAUAAACACUGGUUUAAAUAACUGAAAUACACUUUCCACUACAAAUAGAGGAAUGUUCAAUUAUACUCAAAAGUCUUAAAGUCUUAAAAAUAGCUGCUUUUUCUUACCCAUGACCGUUAUACAAUUCUGUCAUUUUAUUUAAAUCACAUUUUAACAUGUAAUACAUUGUACAACACUGCUUUAAUAGACCACUUAUAAAUAUCCAUAUGCCAAUAAAUAUGGAAAUGAU
Messenger RNA from Phyllopteryx taeniolatus (common seadragon), 3770 nucleotides. Its product is annotated as glucagon-like peptide 2 receptor. Gene Ontology annotation, cellular component: plasma membrane. The transcript is spliced from 13 exons. NCBI's taxonomy places the organism in Eukaryota, Metazoa, Chordata, Actinopteri, Syngnathiformes, Syngnathidae. Gene Ontology annotation, molecular function: peptide hormone binding; glucagon receptor activity. The record is from RefSeq and is a predicted model, not a curated record. The coding region runs from base 751 to 2364 and encodes 537 amino acids. Gene Ontology annotation, biological process: adenylate cyclase-modulating G protein-coupled receptor signaling pathway; cell surface receptor signaling pathway.